Messenger RNA from Musa acuminata subsp. malaccensis (wild Malaysian banana), 1659 nucleotides. RefSeq lists its product as uncharacterized. Lineage: Eukaryota; Viridiplantae; Streptophyta; Magnoliopsida; Zingiberales; Musaceae. The record is from RefSeq and is a predicted model, not a curated record.
UGGUAUAAACAGCCAUGUUAAGCAACAACAGUACCGAUUGAGAUUUCAUCCCUUCCCUCCCUCGUUAGGUGGAAUACUGAAAUCAUCUGAACUGCUACUCUCUCUCUCUCUCGCAGACACAUAACAAUAGUUGAUGAUGAUGCAUAAACUAAUAGAGGUGAUGUUACAGAGUGGAGUGAGAUCACUGUAACGCAGGACAAGGUCGACCUUCUACAAACGAGAAUACAAAUUGAAAGGAAGAGAUGUGUUCCAGUCACUGGAGAAACAGUCGAGGAGGAGGAGGACAAGGCUAUCUGCAGUAACAAGGAGCAAAACAACACCUUACACCAGGAAAGCCUGCACACCAUCCAAAGCUUCUCAUCACAAAAUCCAACCCAACACCAACACUUGCAUUGCGAAAUUACAUACUACACCUUCAAGCAAACCCAGCAAUAAAACCACCUCUUCCUCCUCCCACCCCUCAAAAAUACCCCAUCCACACUAAGGCUUCUCUCCACUCUCGGUUGGUUGGCUUUAUUUCUUCUGUGUUUGGCCGUCGCCGUCAUGGCGACGGGGUGGGUUAAGUCGCUGCACUGCAAGUCCAACGCCGUGGACGACGUCGUCUACCCCCGGACGCCGUCUUCGUCUUCUGCUAAGAAGCCGCUGCUUUCCUCCGUCUACUGCGGUCACACCUCCCACGCCGUUAAGGACGUCUUCCCUUUUCCUAAAUGCCCCUCCUCCUCCUCCUCCUCCUCGCUCCCUAAGAAGCGCCGGCCUAAGACGGGGCGCAAGCCCAAACCGGGGCUUGCUCACCCAGCCGCCUCGCCCGCGGCGGGGCUCGUCGGGCCCGCCCGCUCAGACCCCUUCCCGACACUGGCGGAGCUGCCCGCCGGCCACUCCUCGCGACGGGUGGUGGAGAUCAUCUUCAGCUCGAGCUGGUCCUCCUCCUCGUCCGGUGCCGCCGCCGCGUUCCCGGGCGAGAUCGAGAUGCUGUUCCGGGUCCACAACCCGGUGCGGACGGUGGCCCGUUUCGAGGAGCACCGGGCGGCCGUCCGCGCGGGGGCCUCCCGGUCCGACGACGCCCGGUGCGCCGCCGACGGCAAUGAGAUGAUGCGGUUCCACUGCGGGGUCGGCGGGGGAGUCGUGUACGACGCCGGGGUGGCGUGCAGCGUGAUGCGGUCAGCGGGGAAGAAGGUGGUGGGCGUCCGGACCUUCGCGGGAAGCGGCGGCGCGCACGCUAGCGGGGGCGGCGGGGCGGGGCGGAGGGCGAUGCUGGUGUGCCGAGUCAUCGCGGGCCGGGUCAGGGCCGAGUCAGACACCGAGUCACAGGUCGAGUCGGUGAGCCUAGGGGACGGGGAGCUCGUGGUAUUCGAUCCCACGGCGGUGCUCCCUUGUUUCCUCAUCAUCUACAAGCUCUAAGCUCACAGCAACCAUUCCUCUUUCUUUCUCCUCAAAAAGUCUCUUCUUUUCUUGUGGCGAUUCUCCAACUCGGGUUACCGAGUCGGCGGUCCCAACUGACCAAAGCGUGUUUGGUGGUGUAAAAGCUUCUCCUUUCCCGUUCCAAUGGGUAUAGAAUUAACCUUUCUUCCUCUUACCUUCUGUUGUCUUCUACAUUUGUCUGCUUGUUCUGGGUUUCCUUGUCCUUGUUGUAUGAAACGUGUCGCCUUUUUGUUGGAUUCA